Molecule: messenger RNA, 930 nt
Organism: Striga hermonthica
Lineage: Eukaryota; Viridiplantae; Streptophyta; Magnoliopsida; Lamiales; Orobanchaceae
Source: the annotation of a GenBank genome assembly
AUGCUCUUUUCAGCUCAGAUUCUCACAGCUCCUCACCUGACGGCGCUGUUGUGCUCGCCGCACCCGAGGCGCCGCCUCCAUGGGAAGCUUACUGCUGAGCGCAGCCUGAAAUGGCGGUCCACGUCCGCCGGCGCCUCGUCUUUCGCGGCGUCAGACGACUCCAUCUCGUCGGAUGAUAAGAACACCGCAGCGUUUUGUAUAAUCGAAGGUCCUGAGACGGUCCAGGAUUUUGCGAAAAUGGAAUUGCAGGAAAUUCAGGAUAAUAUUCGGGGUCGAAGGAAUAAGAUCUUUCUGCAAAUGGAGGAGGUUCGUAGGCUUAGAGUACGGCAAAGAAUUAAGAGCAAGGAGCUUGGAAUUAUAAACGAGGAGCAAGAGAAUGAGCUCCCGGAUUUCCCAUCGUUCAUACCAUUCUUGCCUCCUUUGAACUCAUCGAACCUGAAACAGUAUUAUGCCACUUGUUUUUCACUUAUGGGGGGAAUCAUGCUUUUUGGUGGACUUCUAGCACCAACCCUCGAGCUAAAGCUGGGAAUAGGAGGGACAUCAUAUGGUGAUUUCAUCAGCAGUAUGCACCUUCCAAUGCAAUUGAGUCAAGUGGAUCCAAUUGUGGCAUCUUUCUCGGGCGGAGCAGUUGGGGUAAUAUCUGCUUUGAUGGUGGUGGAGAUAAACAAUGUGAAGCAGCAGGAGCAAAAGAGAUGCAAGUAUUGUCAUGGCACAGGAUAUCUUGCUUGUGCUCGAUGUACAAGCACUGGAUCUGUUGUUCUUACUCAACCAGUUUCCACAUUAAAUGCUGACGAUCAGCCCCUGUCACUACCUAAGACAGAAAGGUGUUCGAAUUGCUCGGGAUCAGGAAAGGUCAUGUGCCCAACGUGUCUUUGCACGGGCAUGGCUAUGGCGAGUGAGCACGACCCAAGGUUUGAUCCGUUUGACUGA